CACGUAGCAGGAUGUGCGUAUGCGCGCGCGCACAAUCCACGGCAGUAACAUUGGCAUCGGCCACAACGCCAACAACUGCGGCAGCAUUUGCCUGGUUAUGGAAUGCACGGUUGUGCAGUGGUACACACGAACGUUGGUUUGUGUCCGAGGCAAACAGCCCACACCCACGGGGUUACGUGGGUGGUGUGGUCACAGCGCAGCCUGAACGGUUCAAACUUAAAGGCAACUGCAUUAGUGCAACCGCAUUGUACGUUGGAUUACGUAGCGCGAACGUGGUCUAUCACAGGAAGCGAGGUUGCUUCAGCCACCCCUUCGAUCAUUUCAAGUAA
Dicrocoelium dendriticum is the source of this 329-nucleotide messenger RNA. The record is from the annotation of a GenBank genome assembly. NCBI's taxonomy places the organism in Eukaryota, Metazoa, Platyhelminthes, Trematoda, Plagiorchiida, Dicrocoeliidae.